AAAACAUUUCCCGUCAGAGCUAUUUGUGCUAAGCCUCAGCUGAUACAGCCGGUAUCAAGAAGUCUAAUUUUUUCAGGAGUGUUGAAAUAUUUUGUCACUCUGGAGAAAUUUUACCCCAAAGAUAUCACACUUAGGUGGACACAUGGAGUAGGGGAGCCACAAGAAGCCUUAUUAUCAACAGAGACAUACACAGAUAAUCCUGAUGGGAACUAUAGUGUCUACAGUGAGGUCACAAUUCCUGAGAAGCUCCUGAAGGAUCCAGAAUUCAGAGUACGAGUGAUCUGGGAACAUGAAUCUCUGGACACA
Molecule: messenger RNA, 306 nt
Organism: Staurois parvus
Lineage: Eukaryota; Metazoa; Chordata; Amphibia; Anura; Ranidae
Source: the annotation of a GenBank genome assembly